UGUCGGGGACACACGUGCCCAAGGCCGGGAAGAGCGAGGCCCGCUGCGGGGCCGAGGAGCGCCCUGCCGGUCACGGGGACGGCCAUGUUCUUUCCCGCAGUGCUGUAUCCUCGGCCUUUGCCGGCCGGAGCGGCAGGGGAUGAGCCUCAGCGGAGAAAGACCCGCCCUUGUUUAGACCCCCAAGAAACGUGGAGCCUUAGUCUCCUGGCUUGGAGGUCUGUCAGGCUGCUCUCUCCUCCCAGGUCUUGGAAGAAAGCCUCAACGGAUUCAAGUCGCUGUUUUGGUUCAAAGCAGCUUUGAUAGCUUCUGCCCGUGGCUAGCGCCCUUUCAGCCCUAAUCAUUGCUGGGAAGGUCAUUGUUUCAGUGCUGCCUCUUAGAGAUUCCCUGCAUCCUUGGAGCCCCUGGUGGAAGAGGUUGACUAACUGGCUUGUCUAUUUCUCCCUCCUGAGGCAGCAGCCUGUGGACACUGAGGUGAUGCAUCUCAGCAGCUCCAAGGGCAGAGUAGUCCUGGCUCCAGUGUCCCGAGGUCCUGAUGUCCGUCAGACGACAAGAGCUCAGCUUGGCCAGGACCCCCCACAAAGAACAGUGCUAGGGGUGCUAACUGAGAAUGGACAGUUCAGGAAGACCUGUGACCAGGGGAUAACAACAGUUAGGUGUUUCUCUGGAUCAGAAAAUGUCUUCCCUCAAGCUGGAAAAAAAGCACUCUCUGACUGUGGGGUCCACAUGCCAGCAAAGCAAGGAUUUGAUAUCUACAUGGAUGAACCUGAGCAAGAGGACAAAAACAGCUGCAGUGGGAAAGAUGGGAUGGCAUUUGAAGAUAUGUAUGAAGUAGACACUAGCACACUCAAGUCUGACCUUCACUUCCUGCUGGAUUUUAGCACAGUUUCCCCUAUGCUGGUAGAGUCAUCUCUUCAUGCUCAGUCUGAAGAUGCAUCAGAUUUUGGUACAGACAUGAUAAAUGUGACUGAAUAUGCUGAAGAAAUUCAUCAGUACCUUAGAGAAGCUGAAAUACGAUACAGGCCCAAAGCCCACUACCUAAGGAAACAACCAGACAUCACAGAAGGCAUGCGAAGGAUUCUGGUGGAUUGGCUGGUUGAGGUUGGAGAAGAAUAUAAGCUUCGAGCUGAGACUCUCUACUUGGCUGUCAACUUCCUAGAUAGGUUUCUUUCGUGCAUGUCUGUUUUGAGAGGGAAAUUGCAGCUUGUAGGUACAGCAGCUAUUCUUCUGGCUUCGAAAUAUGAAGAAAUAUACCCACCUGAAGUAGACGAGUUUGUCUAUAUAACUGAUGAUACUUACACAAAACGACAACUGUUAAGAAUGGAACACCUACUCCUGAAAGUCCUAGCUUUUGAUCUGACAGUGCCAACUACCAAUCAGUUUCUCCUUCAGUACCUAAAGAGACAAGGAGUGUGCAUCAUAACUGAGAACCUGGCCAAGUAUGUAGCGGAACUGAGUCUACUUGAAGCUGACCCAUUCUUGAAAUAUCUUCCUUCAUUGAUAGCUGCAGCAGCUUAUUGCCUGGCAAACUAUACCGUGAACAGGCAUUUCUGGCCAGAAACCCUUGCUGCAUUUACAGGAUAUUCAUUAAGUGAAAUUGUGCCUUGCCUGAGUGAGCUACAUAAAGCAUGCCUUGAUAUACCCCAUCGACCUCAGCAAGCAAUUAGGGAGAAGUACAAGACUUCAAAGUACAUGCAUGUGUCUCUCAUGGAACCACCUGCAGUUCUUCCUCUGCAAUAAGUUUCACAACUGAAGCACUUUCAGAACUUAACCUCCAGAUCAACAAGAUUGGUCCUCAUUUUUAUAGGUUUCUGCAGGUUGAAUCAUCUAGUGUUGGUACAAUAUAGAUGACAUAUUUUUAAAAAUAUGAAUGUAUUUAGGUUCUCUUAGAUUUAGUAGUUUGUAAAAUAGUCUAACAUUUUGAAAGAAUAAACAACUUGCCUUAUG
Molecule: messenger RNA, 1944 nt
Organism: Myotis brandtii (Brandt's bat)
Lineage: Eukaryota; Metazoa; Chordata; Mammalia; Chiroptera; Vespertilionidae
Gene: CCNA1
Product: cyclin A1
Exons: 8
Coding region: 475-1737 (420 amino acids)
Biological process (GO): regulation of cyclin-dependent protein serine/threonine kinase activity; mitotic cell cycle phase transition
Cellular component (GO): cyclin A2-CDK2 complex; nucleus; cytoplasm
Molecular function (GO): cyclin-dependent protein serine/threonine kinase regulator activity
Source: RefSeq, a predicted model, not a curated record